AUGGUCAAGAGCAAGGUUGUGAUUGCCGUCCGUUGUCGGUCGGUUGGUCAGGCAACCCUCCGCCACACCCAGCCCAUCACCAUACCACCCACCACCUUGGCUCGCACAUGCAUCAUGUUUUACCUAUGUGGUGCUUUGGGGGAAACCGGCAGCGGGCGGGCGCAUCGUCUUCUCUGUGUGGUGACCGACGACGAGAAAAACGACUCUAACGCUAAUCAAAAUGCCCUCAGCCUGAAGCGCUACCGCCAACCCAUCGCCAUCACGAUCGAUCCCCUCGCCGCCAGCCGCCACAAUUCGACGCAUCGCCCUGACCAACAUCACCGGUCCACCCUGUCCCCCGGACGAUUUCCGCUGCGCUUCGGCACCGUGUCGCAGCACGAGACAGUCAGCAGCCCGGACCAUACCCGCCUCCCGCCGCCAUCGCCGCCACCCCCACAGAAACCGACCGAAAAUGUGAUAGUGCCACAAACGGCGAGCUUCAGCCAGCAGAUCGCAAACUACUUCCUCCGGAUCCGCCGCCGAACGACGCAAGUUGUUCACCAUCAAGAUAGUCAUCCUGUACACUCCCUGUCCCCGGAAGGUUCCAAUUCUACCGCCAGUAGCACCAACUCACCCGCCACCAUGGCCGCCACGGAUGGCCAGAUCAUACUGGCUGCGUCACGCUUUGGCGAUACGCAACCAGUCUAUCUGAAAGAUUUCGCCAAAACCGAUCUGCCCGCCGUCGGAAAGAUCGUCAAAGGCCAGUAUUACAAUCUGGGCGUGCCAACUCUCUCCAACCCUUCGCUCCAAAGUACGGCUCUGUUCUUGAACGCCGGACGAAAGUACCAGAUCCUAGCGCAACCCGUCAAGAUCAAGGAGGGCCGGAAGAGUAGCAAUGUCGGUCCCAAAGUCCUCAUCCCCGAAACCUAUCCGGGCUACUUCGAACUCCUCAGCGAAGACGGGCGAUCGACGCGCUGCAUCGAGAGCGUCCUGGAACUGUCCAAACGACGGAACUUUCGGGUAUUGGUCCGCGAAACGGUCCGCUGCAACCACAACAGUAAAUCGCUGCAUGCCGGCGAAAUUCUCACCACGAUCUCAGACAACGGCAAGUAUCUGCAGUGCAAGACGUCCAAGGACGAAGUCGUCAAUUUGCCAUUAGAAGCCAAAGCCAAAUUCUCACCUAUUGCUAAAGAGGAUAGUAUUAGCGGUGUACAUACAGUCAACAACCUGUUGCAGAAACGAAUGCCAGUAACUGUUAGAUUAGUCCACGGAACGGCACCCAAAGGCCUCAAGCAACCGUUUGUUCCGGAGCUGCGUCUUCUGGGGUGCGUCGAAGUGGACCGGAUAUUUGCGUUGCCCCUCCAGAAGGACAUGGAUCUGAUCUCGGUCCCGCUGAAUGCCAAGAUAAAGAUCCAAAAGGCGAAAAACAUGGAGCAGCUAGAUCACUUCAUCGAGUAUUCUCGCUUCUUGGACAAAGCGCAACGCCUUCUGGUGGACGCCCGCGAUCGCCUUCAAAUCAUCGACCUGAAACUGGGCGAGAAAGACAAGAAGGAGACCACCAAGCAAACCAGCAAUCGUAAAGUGGCAUCGACCCUGUCCGGCCUGACGGCCAACGGGUAUUUGUUAAAGAAAAGCAGCAGCUGUGAUUCGAAUCGGUAUUCACCGCCAUUGGGCACCACCAGUAGUCAGAAUGGUUCCGUCGCCGAUGAGUACGACGAAAUUGACCAAAUCUACGACUACGUUCGAGGCCUAGCACCGUUACCGAAAAACCUCAACAAGUUUGAAGCGAUCGUGGAACCGACGUCGAACUCGAACAACAGCUACAUCCCUGUGGCCACGCACCAACAUAACCUCAAAACGGUCGAGAACAUCAAAUCCACCAGCAAUAGCAUCAACAACAACUACAGCAGUCACUACGAUACCGGCAACUAUUCCAACAUCAUCAAACACACCAACGGCAGCAGCAUCGUGAACGGCAACAGUCUGGAGUCGACGAAGCACAGUUCCGCUGCGAUCAACGCCAUCAACAACAACCAUAUCAUCGUGCACAAGGAGGAGCACAAGCCGAUUCCACCGCCGAUCGAAACGAUCCCCGGCAAGAAGCUACCGGAGAAGCGACAACGACCGACGCUGCCAAAGCUGUACUUCAAGAACAACCUCGGUGUGCACCACCAGAAGAGCCCGACGUCGGCGGCCGUCAGUCCCAUGGGAGGAGGACCCCCGACGCCGGGACAUCCACCGCUCAAUGGGAUGGGCACGCCGAAGGACAUUGUGAUAGAGCCGCAGAGCCCGCUUUUCCAUAUCAGAUACAAAAGCCUCAGUUCGCUGCAGCUGGCACAAGAUUCCCAUCCCCCGACACCGAUCUCACCGUCGCCCAAGGGCGGCAUCAGUACUCAGGACAAGAACCACAUGCUCUCCAAGUCGGCCAGUACCGGGCGCGAGGGAACGCUCGAUUCGUCCCGCAGCGGUGGCCGAACGUCCGGCGACUCCAAACUCCCAGAGAAGAAAACGCGCCGCCUCAGCCGACCGCGCAGCCUUUCGAAUCUGGUCUGGGACCUCCGCCCGCACAAGUCGGAAAAGUCCAAGAAGAAGCUCUACCUGCACCAGUUUGAUCGGCAGCAGGGGACGCUGUAUUUGUAAGGAGGUUCGUUGUAUGGAAAUGUCAAAACAGAUUUCGUCAUAACCGUUUUUAGUCAUCCGAAGAAAGCGACAUAAGAGAAAAAUCACGAUUUGCUGCAUUCUGGAAGCUCCUCUCCUCGUACAAUGGCGGCUGCAUUUGAGAAAAAUACAUUUGAAAGCAAAAAACUCUCGAGGAAAAAACAGUUAACUAGAUGGCUUUAGUGAAUUGAAACAGUACCGAAAUAAAGUUGAUUAAAAGUCAUGAAAAAAUGUUAUAACAGAUUAUCUACAACUCUAAAAAACAAAUAUACUGUUACAUACUAAUGUGUUCGAUGUUUGAAAUUAGUCUCUCUGGCGCUACACUAUCACGCUUACCUCUAAUUUAGUUCGACGUUAAAAUGUAUAAAAUCUAACAAAGAUCAGGAGGAAGUCUAAUAGUUGUUCUUAAUAACUAAAAUUGUAUCUAAGACCCAAAUACAUCACAAAAAAAAAACUGACCAGUCGGUAAACGAAGGAGAUUAACUACAAACACUGCUAUCCAUUUUACCAAGCCAGCAAAGAGCAGCACAGGACAAACGGCAUUAAUAGUGAGGAUGCGAAAAGAUAACGCGGAUAUAUUUAGUUCAAGGAAGAAAAAAAGAAUCGAGAAUCAUAGGUUUACUUUCGCCAUUCGUCGAUAAGGCUGUGGUAAUUAUUAUUACUUUAAAAGACGUACUGCUUAUCCUUAAUCUAUUCCAGAAGAAAUCACGAACAUUCGUAUAUUCAGUGUAAGUUUCGUUUAAGGUGAAAAAGACACUCUUUUAUUAAGUUAUGUUUUCUAACGGAUUAAUUUCACGUAUGGUCAAACGUGUUACGCCACUUUUGAAAAGUUCAAGUUCUUUUGCUUUUCCGAACCGAAAUUGUCGAAAUGGCUGUCUUAGGUUCCAUCUCUUCCCAUUUCAUCCACACGAACCACCAACAUGACUAGAUAAAUACUAAUCUAUGCUCAAAUUUAUUUAGUUUAUCGUUGUUGCACAACUGUCCCAUCCCAUUUCCUUCAAGUUCUUAAAAAUCCCAUCCCAUUCCUCCAACAAUCCAGUACCAUUUUGCCAACCGAGGAGAGCAACUGUAAUUUUAACUUUUCGAACUAAACUACAUCAUUUAUUACACUCGUACGGGGAAAAAUCCACUCUAGGAAACAAUUCCAACUAUUCCAGUUCAUGAUAGACACGCAACAGAUCACUAGCUAUUUACUUAACAAAAAUCUUUAAUUUGUAACAUUUUACGGCAACGUGAAAAGAGCCGAAUGUGUGCGCUGGUGUGUUAUUAUACGUAUAGAUUUUUUUUGUUUAAUCGAGAACAGUUAACAAUCAGUCAGAAUUCCACAAAUAUCCAUUAGUUUUCUCACCUUAAGUUGUUGGAAAGAUUUUUCGCAAGCUAAUAAUUCCGAAAUUCUUUAAAUUAUGUUUGUACAUUGUUCGGUUUUGUUUCCCAAAAUCCGGAUGCAGCUACAUUUUAACCAACACUACACUAAAACACAAAACCGCUGUUAUCAGAAGGUGAGAAAAAAAGAAAAAUCUAGUUCUUAGAAAGUAUCAUUCAUCGGCUAAGCGAACAGCGGAAGCCAAUUGGAAGAAUAAUAUUUUAUCGAAAGAGAUGAGAAAAAUAAACAUGGAAAAAUGAAGAAAGUAUGUUAAAA
This is a messenger RNA of Aedes aegypti (yellow fever mosquito), 4276 nucleotides long. RefSeq lists its product as uncharacterized. NCBI's taxonomy places the organism in Eukaryota, Metazoa, Arthropoda, Insecta, Diptera, Culicidae. Bases 1 to 2619 code for a protein of 872 amino acids. The record is from RefSeq and is a predicted model, not a curated record. The transcript is spliced from 5 exons.